Zasmidium cellare ATCC 36951 is the source of this 330-nucleotide messenger RNA. RefSeq lists its product as uncharacterized. Bases 1 to 330 code for a protein of 109 amino acids. Gene Ontology annotation, molecular function: protein-disulfide reductase activity. The transcript has 2 exons. The record is from RefSeq and is a predicted model, not a curated record. Lineage: Eukaryota; Fungi; Ascomycota; Dothideomycetes; Mycosphaerellales; Mycosphaerellaceae.
AUGAGCAAGCAGGGCGUCCACAACCUCGCCAACAAGGCCGAGUUCGACAAGGCGCUGGAGGAGCACAAGGACAAGCUCGUCGUGCUCGACUGCUUCGCGACCUGGUGCGGUCCUUGCAAGAUCAUCGCGCCGCAGGUCGUUAAGUUCUCCGACACCUACCCCGAAGCACGCUUCUUCAAGAUCGACGUCGACGAGGUCCCCGAGGUCGCCCAGGAGCUCUCCGUCCGCGCCAUGCCCACCUUCUUCCUCUUCAAGAACGGCGAGAAGAUUGGCGAUGUCGUCGGCGCCAACCCAACGGCGCUGGAGGCUGCUAUCAAGAGCAACGUCUAG